Molecule: messenger RNA, 3507 nt
Organism: Scatophagus argus
Lineage: Eukaryota; Metazoa; Chordata; Actinopteri; Scatophagidae
Exons: 2
Coding region: 924-1874 (316 amino acids)
Cellular component (GO): membrane
Source: RefSeq, a predicted model, not a curated record
GUCAUGCAGCGCAAAUGCAUUAAAUCCAGCACAUUUAAAUAGAACUGUGCACAUGUAAUGGAGUCCAUUUUUAUAUGUUGCUUUUAGGUAAUGUCAGAGUAGUUAGCUACUUAAUCAACCAGACUCUGUGUCACAUUAAUAAAGCUCCAGAGGAGUAAACAAAUACUUUCUCUCUCAUUAGGACUAUUUCCGCACUGCUAGAGCAGGAGGAAGUUGCCGGUUAAUGAUGUGUAGAUCACAAGGUAAUAAAUUAAACACACAGUAGAAUUAACAAACCUCGAUAUUUCAUGGACAUAAUAUGAUGACGGAUGUGUAAAUAGUUAUCCCAGUCUCAUCAGAGUGCUUGAGCAAAAGCGCGCCUUAUAUGUGGUGAGUGAAGAAGAAGAAUGGUGGUAAAGGCUGAGAGUAAGGUAUAAUUAUUAGUAAAACAUAAAUGCCCUUUGAGGUUGGAGAAAGCAUGAAUAUAAAAUGUGUUAAAUAAAAGUUUUUUUGUGGUCAUCACAGGCCUCUAAUUAAAGCAGAUGAAAGCAAUGUAAAGUCAGUGGGAAAGAAAAAGAGGAAUAUAAGGUCUCAUCCCAUCCAUUUGUCAAUUUGGAGCGCGGUAGCUAAAGAUUUUCAGUUUAUUAGAGGCUUAAAAUUAGAAGAAGGGGAUUAUCAACGGAAUCCUUCAUAAUUAGGUCCAGUGGGUGAAAGUCUUAGAAACAAUAAACUUAAGAGGCUGGAAAGUCAAGGUGAUUGGACAUAGAGGAAGAAAACAUGUUUACAUGAUUGAGGGAUGAGUCUGCAUUUCACAUGUUACAAAAACAGUACUUCUGUCAUCGUUACCCAAGAGUAGGAUCUUUUAUAGUAUUUUGUGACGCAGAGGAAAACCAGUCCUCCCUUCAACUGCUGCAGACACUGUUGCCUUUAUUAACCUGUUUGCCAUGAAUGAGACAUCGUCUUCCCUCUGUGCUGUCUCGGUCUACCUGAACCUCUGUGCCACCUCUAAAGUCCUGCUUCUGAUCCCUGGUUUUGGCUUGAACAUCUUAAUCCUGGUCUCCCUGAUGGCCUGUCUCCUCAGCCGGCAAAACAAGAUAAGGAACAAUGUGGCAAUAUUCAUCCUUGGAAGCACCAGUUGCAACCUCGUCAACUUGAUCCUGUGGCCCAUGACCAUCCACUGGAGGAAGCAUGGCUUCUGGCUGCUGGGCUCUCGCUUGUGUGAAGUCAUGGUGAGCGCCAAACACCUGACAAGCUCCGCUUCCUUCCACUACAUCUCCUUCAUUACUUUAUCUAUUUAUCUGACAGUGGUGUGUGGCUGCAGGCACCUGGCAAACAGCAGGCUCUUCUUGACCACGCAGCUUCUGUUCCCUGUUCUUCUUGUGGGGCUGAUGGAGCUGACCCUGUGGCUCCUGGGAAGCCGUGUAAAUCACCUGGAUCCUAUCAGCCUCACUUGCUUCUCCUUCAUUAAUGAUAAAGUCACGAGGGUCCUUCUGUUGGUGAAGACUGCGGUAUUUCUCCCAUUAAGCCUGUAUUUUUACGCUCACAUUCUACACAAAAUUGUCAAGAGCGCCAAGAUGAUGCACAGGAGCCAGAGAGUCAAUGUGCACCUGUCCAAAGUCUUCAGUCUCAUAUCUUUCAUUACCUUCACAUCACAUAUGCCUGGUGCUGUGUUUGCGCUGAUGGAGCACCUAUCUGUGUGUCAGGAGAUGGUCAGAGAUUUCCUGCUGGAUCUGCCUUUACUCGCCAGCCCCAUGAUCCUGCUCUGUAUGAAUAAAGAGCUGAGGAACCAGUGUGUGCUACUGCUGCAUCGCAACACUGCCAGCCACUACAUGGAAAAAAAAAUCCAUCAGCAGCACCGGCGAGCAGCACAAGAACUUGACUUCUGGAGGAACUGACCCAAAUCACCUCUAAAUGAUCAGGCUGUUAUAUAUAAGUCUGUGAAGUUAAACUUUGUGUGGUGCACUUAAACUAUCUAUAUAUGCAAUGUCAGAGAAGUUAGGCUACAGUACUGCAGAUGUCAGAGUGUGAUACAGGCAUGAACUGGAGCUGAUUUAAAAGAUAUUUUAGAUUUUGUUGUUCCCCAUUAACAGAUUUAAUUUGUCAUUGAGAUGGAUAAAUAUUGAAGUAGAAAAGACAAGCAAACAGCACGUCAGAAAACAAGUAAAGACACGGUUUUGUUUUGUACAGUGAUUUUUAUGCCUGUACAUGUACGUGUGUGUUUGCUGUGGGGUGAAUGUUAUGUAGGCUGUAGUAUUUUAUAUGCAGCUAGACAACAUUAAUAUUUAUUGGAUUAUGCAGCUCUGCAGCUGAAUCUCUGCUUGUGCUUGACCAGUGGGUAUGCUGUGACAUCUAGUGGUGAUUUACUGGACUGCAGUUACUUAAUCACUGGAGAUGUUAAACAUAAAUAGUAGACUUCAACUUCAGUUAUUUGUUUGUUUGUUCACAUAUCUUUUUUUUUUUUUUUUACACAGUUUUGCAUGCGAGUCUGGUAUCUGCAGAGGUUGCAGCAGCAUUAACAUAAAUCUUUCUAUUUUCAGUGGUUAGAAUAAAUUUUUGCUUUAUUUUGAUCAAAUAUAGAAAUGGCAGCUAAAAGUAAUCUUACAACAACAAGUAAAUUUGGCUCAAUAAAAUUCUUAAAAGAACCUACACGUUUAUGUUGGGUGAUUGACAUCUCUGCUGUUGAAUACUGUUCGUGGUCACUAGGUGGUGCUGUCUGCUCACAUUUGAACCUGCUGCUUACAGUAAGUCAUGAAUGACUGAAUAAUAUUCAUUAAUCUUCAUGAUAGUUAGAGGGAUGCAGCAUUGGGUAAUGAAUAUGCAUAUUUAUGAGCUUCUUCACUCAUGACUUAGAAAAUCCAAGCACAUUCAAGUUACAUAUUCCCCCACAGCUGGGCUGCCUUAAUUUCCAUGAAGCUUCUCUGGGUCACCAUCAGCAUGGCGCGCCCACCACUCCAACUUUAACCCCAGAAAUUUCCCAGGGGCCCCUGCAUCAUGGAGAGGCAUAUAGAAAAUGAUAAUUAGUGGCAUCUCCCUGACUACACACAUGUUAAGUUAACUAGAUGAACCACAAUUAACAUAUUACUGAAAUGGUUUCGUGAUUCGCACAAUGGAAAGCUGCUGCAGUGCACCACCGCAGCAGUUGUUUAAUACAAGCUGACUAAUAUGCCAAUCAUUAUCCAAUUGUUUUGACUGUAUAGUUAUGUAAAUACAUGUAAAUAUAGGACACAGCAAGAAAAGCUUAUUGCAAUAUCAACACUUAGGUUGCAUACUUCCAAUACUUCGAUUUUUCUUUCCUUUACCUUAAAAAGCGGUUACGCAUGUACACACCUGAGCUUAGGCACUUUCCUUUGCUUUUUCAAUGUAUCACAGUAAUUUCUCUUUUGGUUAACACAAUAUUCAGUAAAUCAUUAUGGAGUGUGCUUUGUUUACUUAGUGUACUUUGUGUGUGUUUGUUUUUGUUUUGUUUUGUUUUUUUACAGUUUAUAACAGCUAAACUGCUCGAUGUUGAAUAAAUUGUUUUCAGCAAAG